UUUUGGCUACUACUCCAUUUUCAGAUUCCAAAUCAGUAGACAAUUCGGCUCCACACAUAUCGAGUGAACAAAAUUACCAUUUUUUUAAUUUUUUUUUAAAGUUCGAAAUUUUCUGUUGAACAAAAACAAAGUAUUUGCAAAUAUGGCCACAAAGACUUUAAAGUUGGGAUUCUUUUCCCAGGUUCAGCGAUUUUUUGGAUCGAAGCGUAUUCGAAGAAUCCACAAAUUGGCUCUAAGUCCCGACCAUCAGAGCCUUGAGCCAUACAAUCACGAUGGUCCCUUGCAACGCGUUCUCAAGCAGAUCCAACAAAGUCCAAGACCGUUAUAUCUGGGCUUUCACGAAGGACAGCGCAAGAGCGAAGCGAGGCCGAAGGCACGUGCAACACGCCAAGCAGCGUCUUCCAUAACGCUGUGUGCGGCACCACGGAAAAGUGCUUCGUCAACAACGCUCUGUGCGCCGAAGGUUCAAGGAACAGAGAGGUCAAGCAAUCAGCGCAGGUUGCCGCGCCCUAGGAGCUCUACAAGCACAGUGGAUGCGGCUCUUAAGGAUACCGAGUCCUCGAUUGCGCUCCGUACGUGCUCCUCUACGAUGCGGACAGUUGUGACUUCGCUGAAUGCUGGCAACAUGCAGGCCACACGCGACCAACUCAUGAAGAAGCUGCGGCGCAAGGAGCAGCGCCAGUGCGUUCCCCUGGAAAGCGCGGUGAGUGCCAUUCGGAUAAACAUCGGGGAAAAUGCCGGCAGAAGAUCCUGCCGUCGCAUUCGAGUCGAGUCGCCCAAGUCCCAAAAGGACGUGGCUCGCCGUCCGAGCAACACGAAACUCUUUUCCUCGAAUAGUCAGGUGUCGGUCAAGGCGUCUCAAUCGAGGAUGUACUCGGCUAAGCCAUCGCCAGCGAAGCACUGUGAAAAGGACCUUGGUGGCCAACCAGGUGUGGAUGUGAAGUUGGCAGUCAGUUGGUUCGGAAGGAUGGCCAACAAAGAUAUAAAUUUGGACAACUGCCGACCGCAGCAAACCGCCAGAGCGCCAUCCCCCACCAGGAGUGCUUCAGGCAGCCAAUACCCUUUGAAGAAGGUACCGUCCUCCGAAAAACGGGCCCAAAACGUAACCAAUCGGCCGCCCAAACAUUCCCGAUCUUUAUCGAUCUACAGUGGAAAACUGACGCCCAUGGAAGUACCAAUUAAGAAACCCAUCAGCAGGGAUCUCCAACAAACCUCCGAAAUGUCCUUCAAGCCAAACGAGAGUCCUGAUCUACUAUAUCCAUGGCAGAAUGGGGAGAUAGAUAGCGUGGAUUCGGGCAAACCGAUCCGGAUGGAAUUAUCUUCUAGCAGUUAUCCCUCCGAAAUGCAAGAAUUCCAGCCACAAGCGCCAAUUUCAUUACAGAACGAAGGGAAAUUGGAUUUGAAGAAGCCCAUCAAGAUGGAAUGCCCGCUUCAAAUACACCAUCGGGCGCCUAAGAUCCACAGAAAACCAUCAUCUAGCAGUGGUCCUACCAUAAAGAAAGAAUGCCAGCCUUCAACGUUAGGAGUAGUUUCUUUGCUGAGCAAGAGGAAAGUGAAUUUCGGUACCCCUAUACGGAUGGAAUCGCCAGUCCGGUUCGAAAAACCUUCGCAGAUGGAAGGCAAAACCAAAGAUGAUGAGAAGAAAACGCUACUACACGAGAUACUAUCUAGUACGGCUGCUAAACCUAAACUGCUCCGCAAAGAUCCUUGGCCAGAGGCAAAGAAAAGUCAACAAAAUGUGAGGGAACCUCUUGCAAGGGAUCCGCCCUGCACAGAUAUUUGCGAAACGGAAAGGAAAAGUCAACGAAAUGUCAUGGAACUUCUCAGAGAGAUCCCUAAUCGAACUCGAAUUUCGGGUGAAGACAGACGUCUAAGACACAUCCGUGAGAGUGUUUUGAUCGAGAAUCUUAUAGCCCGCAUCGAUAAGAUCCUCGCGUGCCCCGCCAGAAGUCAAGGAACUGCUGCCUCCAAAAAUCCCAUCGAAUCAGCCGAACUGCCUGCAAAAGCAAACGAGAAGCAUAACACCAAGUCCGCUUAUCUGAUGACAGUCAGAACAUUUGUCAAUCACUCCUACCUAGCACGCAAAAGACUGUCAAAGCUAUUCUGCCCGAGUGUCUCACGUAGGCCUGAUUUAAGUGUGGCCUUGAGCCCGUUGACUAAGAAAGAUUGUACAACUUCAGAUAAUGGGGCUGCUGAGAAGCUGAGAAACAUGUCAAUUUGUGAGCUGAUGAAGCCUUUCCAAAUAUUAGAAUCCAUGCACGAGACUAAUACAAUACUCCAGCAUGAUUCUCGGCAGAGUGAAAGGAAACUGGAUUUGGGGAAACCGUUCUGGAAGGACUAUUCAAUAUUCGAGAAACCGAUCCAGUUGCAGUCGCCUCUUGAGCUUUCAUUAGAGGAAUCGGCCUGGAAGGAAGAAGGUGCAUUCGAUUUGGCUGAAUUUCUUAAAAUCGAAUCGCAACUGAAGGCACUACUGGCAGAAUUCACCAAAGACGACAAUGAUAUUGAUCUUGCAGAACCUUUUGAAAUCGAGUCCCUAUUCCCUCCUGGCACAUUCGAGCAUGAUUUUUUGCGGAGCCCAUCUACAUGGGAUUCAGGGACAUCAAUGCCGAUCAGUAGUCCUUUUGCAAUGGAAUUCAGGCCACAAAUGACGACUGAAGCGUUGGAGCAAGUUUUAUUGCAGGCCGAAGGAAAAUUGGUUUUGGGGAAACCGAUCAAGAUGGCCAAUGCAACUCCUGUUCCAUCGAUAGCAGAACUGCUCUGCACGAAUUCUUUUCAAAAUUACAUUAAAGGCGAAUUCGAUCUGGCUGAAUAUCUCGAAAUAGAAAAUGCAAAAAUUCAGAAUGGAACUUCUUUCGAGAGAGUGGUACCAAUCGAGAUGGUUCCAGCACCUCUGAUGAUAGCCAGUAAAGCUCCUGAAUCUGAUCUGGCAGAUGAUGAGAAAACUAAAAUGGAUCUAGCUGAACUUCUGGAAACGGAAUCCAGGGUUCAGGAGACGCUCGAUAAAUUUGUCAAAGACAACAAGAAAAAACAUCUGGAUGACUUACUGGCAAUGCAAUCCAAGAGUCUGGAGACGGCUGCAGUUGCAUUUAUGCAAGAACAUUCUACUACUGUGGCAUCGGGCAAAGAAAUCCGAAUGGAAUCCCAAUCCCCGAUCAAGAUGACCAUUGAGACGCCUCAGACUGCCAGAGGGGAGUCCAAACCGCAGGAGACUCCUGUCAUAAACGAUGAAGUGCCUUUGAAAAUGAGUUCAAGCAAUCAGGAAGUCAAGCCAAAGACUGAUAUUAAGGAAAUCGCGACCACCUCGUUAUACGUAGCCUCCUUCCGCAAGGGAAAGCCAGAACACUGUUGGAAACUCUUUGAUACCGAAAGAAAACAAAAGAGAAUCUGGACCAAAAGGGCUAAGAAUGAUAAGGAAGGAAAUAAUCCUAGCUAUUCCAUGACAGUCCGAUCCAACCUCGCACUAAGCCUGGACAAUAAUGAUGGGAGCGAAUCUUAAGCUGGAAUCUUGUGGAAACCAACCAAAUUUUGCAUCUGUGGAUAGGAGAAACCCUACAAGACCCAUACCGAAGAGCAGAGUAUGUCCUGCUUCAGUUACCGCCAUGUUUCAAAACUGUUCCAAUUUUACUGUAAUGUAAAAAUGCUUCUGAUGAGACCACUCCUGUCAAUGCUGCUGCACAUUUUUGGGUACUCGUAUUUACUCGUCAAAAAGAAAACGGUGACCGAUUUGUCUGUGGAAUUGAACCGAAACUACAUUUUUAUUUAAACAAUAUAAAAUGCUGAACAAAGAAAAAAGA
This is a messenger RNA of Drosophila miranda, 3794 nucleotides long. RefSeq lists its product as uncharacterized. Bases 143 to 3496 code for a protein of 1117 amino acids. The transcript is spliced from 4 exons. Lineage: Eukaryota; Metazoa; Arthropoda; Insecta; Diptera; Drosophilidae. The record is from RefSeq and is a predicted model, not a curated record.